GGAACCACACCUCUCACAUAGAAAGAAAAUGGGUUCAGAAACAAUCAAACUCCCAAUCAUAGACUUCUCCAAUCUCAAACCUCAAACUGAAACCUGGGAAUCGACGAAAGCUCAAGUCCGGCAAGCCUUAGAAGAAUACGGCUGCUUCGAAGCAACAUUCGAUCACAUUCCUCUUCAUCUCCGAAAAUCAGUCAUUCAUGAAAUUAAAGAACUCUUCGAUCUCCCUUUACCCAUCAAAUUACGCAACAGGUCCAACAAACCCUACCACGGGUAUGUCGGCCAGUACCCGAUUGUCCCGCUCUACGAAAGCCUCGGGAUCCCUGACGCCCUCUCCCCGGGAAAAAUCCAAGGCUUUUCGGAUCUCAUGUGGGACCAAGGCAAUCCCUCGUUCAGCAAGAGUGUGGAGUCCUUCUCGGAGAAACUAUCAGAAUUGGACAAGAUUGUGAGGAAAAUGGUUGUGGAGAGCCUUGGACUAGACAAGUACAUGGAUGAGCACAUGGAUUCGACGGAUUACCUCAUUCGACUGCAAAAAUACGAUAAGCCUCGAAGCGAGGAGACAGAGCUAGGGUUAUCAUCCCACACGGACAAGAACAUCGUAACAAUCUUGUACCAGAAUGAGAUCAACGGACUCGAAGUCCUCACCAAAGAUGGACAGUGGUUUACCUCUCAACCCUCACUUAACUCCUUUGUUGUCAUGAUUGGAGAAUCCUUUACUGCAUGGACAAACGGGCGGCUGCACGCACCCUACCAUAAGGUGAUGAUGAGUGGAGACGAAGCUCGAUACUCUAUCGGAUUGUUUUCGGUUCCUAAACUGGGAUACGUAAUUAAGGCCCCCGAAGAGAUGGUGGAUGAAGAGCACCCAUUGCUCUUCAAGCCCUAUGAUCAUCACCAGUUUCUUCAAUUUUACUAUACUGAAGCUGGUCAGAGAUCUCCAGCAGCUCUCAAACAAUACUGUGGUGUCUAAGCUCAGGAAAUUCUCACUUCUGAUUAUGUUAAUUAUCUUCCAAAUUUGUGUGUGUUAGUGAAUUUCUUUAAUUUCUGUGAGGUUUUCCUUUGUAAUAAAGAAUUACUACUAUAUUAUAAGAUCGUCGUACUUCUCUCAUUA
This is a messenger RNA of Salvia hispanica, 1105 nucleotides long. RefSeq names its product putative 2-oxoglutarate-dependent dioxygenase AOP1. The record is from RefSeq and is a predicted model, not a curated record. NCBI's taxonomy places the organism in Eukaryota, Viridiplantae, Streptophyta, Magnoliopsida, Lamiales, Lamiaceae.